GUGGGCGGAGAUGGGCUGUCACAAGUCAUGUGAGCCGGUUAACAUGGCUGCGAUCUGUUAGUCUAAUGUGAGAGAGCUGAGCUUCGCCAAUUUGCCAGCCUAGACAGUCGGACCGGGUUCACAAUCGCCGAGUUUCUUCGGCUCUCCCGGAUGUGCAGUUGACAUCGUUUUCUUUCAGUUGGUGUUGACGGCGCAGCAGACGAGAAGCAGCCGACGGACGAUAGGGGUGGACAUCAUUCAACGUUAUAUUACUUGGAUGGUCACGCUUGUGCCGUAAGUGCGCUGACUCCGAGGGAUGUUAAAUGACAAGUCGCUUAUCGCUGCUUGGAGCUGACAUAAGAACAUCGUGUAAGAAAAGAAUAUACACGUUCUGUGCGCUGAUCUACUGUGUUUUAUGACAGUCUGCUUUGAAAUCUGGCCACACGCAGAGACCGCCGCUUCUCUCCGUGUAUUGGUAAUGAAAGGAAAGAAAAUAAAGGGACUCUUAACGGCGGAUUUUGAGUUUGCGCCUCUUUUUAAGGUGUAGCGCGAUCUAGGGUUCUAAAUCAAAAAGGACUGUCAAGUUAGCCUCGCCCAUUUAGAAUUCAGAUGUCAGUGCUCGCAGCUCUGGGACUGAGAAAAAACUUCCGUCAAAAAGAAUAAAAAAGGAACUGUUGUAGUUUAGUAACAAUAAACUCAACGGACACCUGCGGACCGCGAUAAGGAUAUAGCUCAUUAACGGAAUUCCCUGUGAGUCUUUCGUGUCGACUGAAAGUGAAAGAAAAUGAACACGGAGAAAGAUUUCAGCCCUCUAACUCCAAAUAUCGUGAGGGCCCUGAAUGACAAGCUCUACGAGAAGAGGAAGGUGGCAGCGCUGGAGAUUGAGAAGCUUGUGCGUGAGUUUGUAGCCCAGAACAACUCCACUCAAAUCAAGCAUGUAAUCCAGAUUUUGGCUACAGAGUUUGCCUUGUCUCAACACCCACACAGUAGAAAGGGUGGUCUAAUUGGAUUGGCAGCCUGUUCAAUCGCCCUAGGCAAGGAUUCUGGAUUAUAUCUUAAGGAGCUCAUUGAACCAGUGCUGGCAUGCUUCAAUGAUUCAGACAGCCGACUUCGUUAUUAUGCCUGUGAGGCGCUGUAUAAUAUCGUGAAGGUGGCAAGAGGAGCUGUAUUGCCACAUUUUAAUGUUCUUUUUGAUGGACUUAGCAAGCUAGCAGCUGAUCCAGAUCCAAAUGUAAAGAGUGGCUCUGAACUUCUGGACAGAUUACUGAAGGACAUUGUUACAGAAAGCAACAAGUUUGACCUUGUGGCCUUUGUCCCACUGCUUCGUGAGAGGAUAUACUCCAAUAACCAGUAUGCCCGUCAGUUUAUCAUAUCCUGGAUCCUGGUUCUUGAGUCUGUUCCAGAUAUCAAUCUUUUGGAAUAUUUGCCUGAAAUCUUGGAUGGGCUGUUCCAGAUUUUGGGUGAUAGUAGUAAAGAGAUCCGUAAAAUGUGUGAAGUAGUUUUGGGAGAGUUUCUCAAAGAAAUAAAGAAAUCAUCACCCAAUGUCAAGUUUGCAGAAAUGGCUAACAUCUUGGUGAUCCACUGCCAAGGAUCUGAUGAUUCCAAACUAACUAAUGACCUGAUUCAGCUCACAGCCAUGUCUUGGAUGCGGGAGUUUAUCCAGCUGGCUGGUCGUGUAAUGUUGCCCUACUCCUCUGGAAUUCUAACAGCGGUGCUUCCUUGCCUAUCCUACGACAACCACAAGAAAAACACUAAGGAGGCAGCAAGUGCCUGUAAUCACAGCCUUAUGAAGUUGGUCACACCAGAAGAUGAUGUUGAAGAGGCUAUGCCUCCCAGUGAUCUUUCUGUGCCAGAUGAUUCAUCUUGCAAAUCUCGGGAAGUGCAGGAUGGCUCCUUGAAUACUUCCCAGGACUCAGCAGGCUUUAGCAACAUCAGCUUUUUUAUGCCAACAAGUGCUGAAAGAACCUCUGUUACUCUGGACUUGGAUGGCAUUGUACAGGUUUUGGAUCGCCAUUUACAUGACCCUGGAACAGGCAUGAUGACUCGAAUUGCUGUUCUAAAGUGGCUCUACCACCUGUACAUCAAAACGCCACGCAAGAUAUUUCGCCACACUGACAGUCUCUUUCCAGUGCUAAUGAAGACACUGUCAGAUGAGUCAGAUGAGGUGAUUCUAAAAGACCUGGAGCUCUUGGCUGAAAUUGCAUCUUCGCCAGCUGGUCAGACAGAAGCUUCGGAAUCCUCAGAAACCACAGACACCAAAUCUGAACUACAGGUUCCUGGCUCAGCUAAGGCAGUUAAACCAGGGCCAAAAUCUGGUGAUUGUUCCCCUUCAACCCCCAGUAUGAACUCUUAUUUCUACAAGUUUAUGAUCAAACUUUUGAGGCGCUUCAGUAUGGAGAGGAAACUUCUAGAUAUGCGUGGUGCUUUCAUUAUCAGGCAACUGUGCUUGCUGCUGAAUGCUGAGAACAUAUUCCAUUCAAUGGCUGACAUCCUGUUGAAGGAGGAGGACUUGAAAUUUGCUUCCACCAUGGUACAGACUCUCAAUACCAUUCUGCUUACUUCAGCAGAGCUCUUCCAGCUGCGGAAUCAGUUGAAGGAUCUACGAACCCAGGAGAGCUGUGCCCUAUUCUGCUGCCUGUACCGAUCUUGGUGCCACAACCCUGUAGCUACUGUCUCUCUUUGUUUCCUGACCCAGAAUUACAAGCAUGCUUAUGAUUUGAUUCAGAAAUUUGGAGAUCUAGAGGUGACAGUGGACUUUCUCAUAGAAGUAGACAAACUAGUGCAACUUAUUGAGUGCCCCAUUUUCACAUAUCUCCGGUUGCAGCUUCUGGAUGUAGAGAAUAAUCCAUACCUAAUCAAAGCUCUUUAUGGUCUUCUUAUGCUUCUGCCGCAAAGUCAGGCCUUUCAGCUUUUGUCUCAUCGUCUUCAUUGUGUCCCAAAUCCUGAGCUUAUGAGGACAAGUCCCCAGACAGCACUAAGAUCCAGAAGGCCUACUCCUGUUGACAUAGACUAUGGAGAGCUGUUGCAACACUUUGACAGAGUCCAGAAUAAACACUUGGAAAUUCGUAACCAGAGGGCAGGAAGAAGUGAAUACCCAGACAAGAAACUUGGCAUUUGAUUAUUCCUACCUGUUUUUCAUGGGAAGCCAAUUAUCAUAUCAAGUGAAGCAGUUAUGAACCUGCAGCCAAGUGAUAGUUUACAGAAGGUGAAUCCCAAAAUAUAAUGCUUCGUCUUUAUUUUGUUUGGUGCCCCUUAAGCUCAUAAUUAAGAUGGGGAGAAGCCUGAGAAAACAUCACACGAAUACUCUGAAAAUACUUAUCUUCAAUAACUACUGCGAAAGAAUUUGCAACCUGCAACUGAACUAAGCAUGGUGCAGCUUUUGUUGUUUUAUGUGUCUUUGUUUCUUUUCUUCUUUUUUGGUGCUAAAGAACAUGAAACAUGUAUGCUUUAUUUGAUUAGUCCAAUUAUUGGAAGGUAAGAAUCAUCCUUGGUUAUGGUACCUCCACAAAACAUAGUUCAAUAUGUUAGUUGAUUCACCUGUUCCCAUUUUCCAUUUUGAUAACCUUGAUAAUUCUUUAUUGUCAGAGGUGCUGGACUGAGCUAAAAUAGAGGGCUUCUUUAUUUCUUUUUAAUCAAAUAGAUCCUGCCUUAUGUGAUCUUGGGUAGUUCUUCCCUUAAAAAGAGAGUAUUCCUGUACUGAUUAUUUGCUGUUUACCUGCUUUUUUAAUUUUGUGUAGCAGAAUUAUUAUGAAUAAUUGGAAAUGUAUGUGGACAGCUAAAAAAUAGCCAAGAGCUGUUGUACAUGUGUACAAUGCAUAGUCUUCUCAUUGGCCUCAAAAGUUAUGGAGAAUUUCAUUUCAGCUACUUAUAUUCCGUGAACUGUCAGUGGUCUCCUGAACCACCUUACAACACAAUUUUAUUUUAAUAACCUUUUUCUGCAGGCGACAUUCCAUGAUGGUUUGAACAACAUAACUGUUAAUGCCCUAUUUUAUUGAUACAAAAAUGUCCAAACUCUGUAUGAUUCAUUUUUGUUUUGUAUUUAGUAUUUUGCUGGUCUCCUGCUUUGUGUUUCCUGUUUUAUCCCCUCUCUACCACUCUCAAUCUGUUGCAAAUGAAUGUUUGUUCUCUUUAUUCCAUUCCUUCAAUUUAAAAAGCAAGCUGUCAAGACUUGGCACAGCCCUUAUAAAACCAGAUGUCUGUAAGAUAUUCUGAUUUGAAAUAAAUUGUGGACUAUGCUGUAAA
This is a messenger RNA of Erpetoichthys calabaricus (reedfish), 4221 nucleotides long. RefSeq names its product vac14 homolog (S. cerevisiae) (gene vac14). Gene Ontology annotation, cellular component: endosome membrane; PAS complex. Lineage: Eukaryota; Metazoa; Chordata; Cladistia; Polypteriformes; Polypteridae. Gene Ontology annotation, biological process: positive regulation of kinase activity; phosphatidylinositol biosynthetic process. Bases 764 to 3097 code for a protein of 777 amino acids. The record is from RefSeq and is a predicted model, not a curated record. The transcript has 19 exons.